Molecule: messenger RNA, 1082 nt
Organism: Coffea arabica (coffee)
Lineage: Eukaryota; Viridiplantae; Streptophyta; Magnoliopsida; Gentianales; Rubiaceae
Source: RefSeq, a predicted model, not a curated record
AUGAAGAAAAUUCCUUAUGCCUCAACUGUUGGUAGUUUGAUGUAUGCUAUGAUUUGCACUAGAUCAGAUAUUGCUCAUGCAAUUGGAAUAGUCAGUCGGUAUCUAUUUAAUCCUGGUAAGGAGCAUCAGAAUGCUAUCAAAUGGAUUCUCAGGUAUCUUAAGAGAACUUCCAAUUUGUGUUUGUGUUUCGGCAAUGGUAAAACUAUACUAGAUGGGUAUACCAAUGAAAAUAUAGCAGGUGAUCUUGACAAUAGAAAGUUCACAUCUGGAUACUUGAUGAUUUUUCAGGAGGAGCAAUAUCAUGACAAAGCCAAGCUCUAUGGAGAAGUUGCAGGUGCUCCUAAGGCAUCCUAUCUUCUGCGGCCUGUUCUUGCUGCUAGUUUAUGUUCAAACCUUGCUAUGGCUGGUUCCAUAGUUAAGUUUCUUCCAGGAUUUGAAGGACCCCUCCCCUUUGAACUCGAAACCGGGUAUAUUGGAGUUGGUGAAUCAGAGGAUGUGCAGCUCUUCUACGCUUUUAUCAAGUCAGAGUCAAAUCCUCAAUCGGAUCCUCUUAUCAUUUGGUUAGAUGGAGGCCCUGGCUGCAGUUCAUUUAUUCCACUUUUCUUUGGGAUAGGACCAGUAAUUUUGGAGCCAUUGUCGUUCGACGGCACUCUGCCCAAAUUGGUAUUAAAUCCCUCUACUUGGACCAAGGUUGUAAGCAUCAUCUUUCUGGAUUCGCCAGUUGGAACGGGUUUUUCUUAUGCUAAGACUGCAAAAGCUUCUCAAUCUUCAGAUUUUCAAGCCUCUGAUCAAGCUUAUGAAUUUAUCAGGAAGAAUAGUGGAAUCCUGCAUGGCUCUGCCCAAAAUUGCCUCCAUUGGAUUCAAGUUCUCUAUGAACACAGUUUUGAUUGUAUAGAACAGUUGACAGUGAAAGAUGAAUAAAAGUUACAUCAAUAAUAAUUGGGUAUAGUAGUUUCGACAGUUAGCGUCAUGGAAGCUAUAGUAGAGGAGGAGGUCUGUUGCAUGGGGAAAGAUCCCAAAGUCUCAUGAAAGGUGGCAAUCUCUAGAAUGGAAUAUCCCACUCACAGUGUUUAGUUAGUGAA